This is a messenger RNA of Parnassius mnemosyne (clouded apollo), 5585 nucleotides long. The record is from the annotation of a GenBank genome assembly. NCBI's taxonomy places the organism in Eukaryota, Metazoa, Arthropoda, Insecta, Lepidoptera, Papilionidae.
ACCUCGCUGUGCCUUUCCCACGACGCGCGUGCUUUACUACCACACAAUCAAGUAUUACGACUGUCGAAAACGAUAUUUUUCCGUGAAUCAUUUGAUAAAAAUAAGAUUUAUGUAAACUUAUCUGUUCUCAAUGAUUCAUAGUAUUUUUUUUUAGGCACUAGCAUAUCGGUCUUUCAGCCUUGACAGAUUUCGCGCGCAAAGUUUUGUUUGUAAACAAACACGCUUUUGUGUUGUGCGGUUUUGAGAGCUGUUUCGGUGUUGGUGCAAUGUGAAUGUGUUUGAGUGAUGGCGAGGUCUCCGAGGAUGAUUUCCGCCCACAGGCGGAGCAGAAGCCGGUCCAGAGAGCUGACACGGUUGCGCACACAACUGAACGGAAAAGGUUGCUAUGCUCGGACAUUCCCUACUUGAUAGACUUCGUAAUGAGAAUAUCCGCAGUAGAACCAGAGAGACCGACAUAGCCUGACAGUAAGCUGAAGUAGCAAUAGUCCGGCCACAUAGCUCCAAAAACUGUUAAUCGUUGAGAAAGAAAAGCUCUCGUGCCGGCAAGCGAAGUGUAGGACGGCCCCCACUACACCUGUGAGUAAGAGUCAGAGGGAGUAAGUACCGUGCUAUGUUCAGUAAAAGUCUAGUCAAGGACUGUAGUGAUGAUAACACCCGUUAGAUCAGACACAUCAAAAUUAUAUAAAGAAAUACUCACGUUUGGCGGUAAGCAUGUCAAUGGAGCAGUCCUCGCGCUCUUGGCAGGGCCUUUGUUGCAGCAGCUCGACCCUCGAGGAGCAGUCCUGCUGGCGCUCGGCUGGCACCAGAAGCAGUCGCGUACGGAAUCGAACCCCACGCCCGCACGAUGCAGAGCAUGGCGACCAGCCCGUCCAUUCUGUGGUGGGACAAGCUGGGUCCGACACGUCCCUCUCCUGCUCGGUGCACUGCGGCUCCAUACACUUGCGGUUCUCCUCUGGUGGACCAGCAAGUUCCAGUUACAGGCUCGAUCCAGGCGAAUGGUGAUUGGAUGACGAUCUCAGCGCGCUCCCCGGACAAGGAGCCGUCGCCACCGAAGCAGAUCAACUUCGCGGAGCCACUGGUCGAGUCGGUGCGGGUUUACCUCGCUAAUGAGGUGCCAGCAAAGCAGCUAGCGCUGGUCCCCGCGCCAUCGCCGCCGCUGCCAUCGCCACCGCCACUGCCCGCGUGCCAUGCGGACAUAGCCAGCGACACCGCGCGCGAAGACAUCCGCGGGAUAAACUUCGAGCCCCGGCUGACGCGCAAUGACGUGAACAACAACGCAUCUCGCCGUGCCGCCAUGCCAAGCCAGGCCGAGCUCAUGCAGCGUCAGCCUCUGUUGGCGCGUAACGCCAAGCCCGAGCCUCAACCUACCACAGAUGAGUCGGAUCCCGACCAAGAGCACUCACCUCAACGCUCCCACGCCACCGACUUCGUGGUCGAGAUACCGCCCGGCACCGUCCGCGAAGAGCGCUACCCUAAGGAAAUAUGGAAGACUAUAGUCUCAUUUUUCUUCUUAUUCCUCUGCGUUUGCAUCAACAUGAUGUCGCUAUCGCUCGUCCACGAACGCCUCCCAGAUAGAAAUACCACCCCCCCGCUCACCGACAUCGUGCUUGACAACGUCACCGCGCGAGAUUGGGGACUGGCAGUUUCCGAGUACCUCAUAAUGAUAUCCACGACGGUCGCCAUGCUUGUAGUCAUCUUCCACAAGCAUCGAUUCAUCGUCGCGCGACGCAUGUUCUUCAUAAUUGGCCUGCUGUACUUGUACCGCUCGGUCACCAUGUUUGUGACCGUCCUGCCAGUGUCCAGUACGACGUACUACUGCAGUCCGAAGAGUAAUAAUACCACGCCACUGCUCGUCAUCAGAAGAAUGUUCUACUUGAUCUCGGGCUUCGGGCUGUCCAUCAACGGCAAGCACACGUACUGUGGCGACUAUAUCUACUCGGGGCACACGAUGGUGCUCGUGCUAAGCUACCUGAUUGUGGCGGAAUACUCGCCGAAGAAGCUGUGGCCCGUGCACUGGGCGAUGUGGGGCUCGGCGUUGCUUGGCGUUUUGUUCGUGCUCCUCGCGCACGGUCAUUACACUGUAGACGUGGUGAUCGCGUACUACGUGACCACGCGGCUGUUCUGGACGUUCCACUCGCUGCUGGUGACGCCGCAUCGCAGCGGCGGCAGCUACAACCAGUACAUGAUCCAGAGGGAAUGGUGGUACUGGCUGUUCACGUACCUGGAGAGGAACGUGCGGGGCCCGGUUCCACGGCGCUACGACUGGCCCUUACCCUGGCCUCGGACCAAGCUCUUCAGCCGGUUAAGCUAGUGACGCGCUCCGACUCCGCCGCCCGAACGCGUAUGACGCUCACCUUCUGCGAGUGCCGCUUCAGCACCUGCAGCUCCUUGGGGCUGGUGCGCGUGCAGAUCGCCAACGUGAGCGUGUAGUCGAACUGGUGAACGAUCAGGUUGAGGUAGACGGUCUCCUCCCAGUCAAUCUCCGGGUCGCCGAUGGGCAGCUUCUUCGAGUCCUUGCGGUACACGUCGACGUCCGUCUGUGAGCACCCGGGCGCCGGAUGAGUUGUGUGAACGCGUAUUUAGGCUGUGCUUAGCGACCGUACGGUCCAAUUAGACUUGAGGCUGCGUGUGAAAUGUGAUAGCAGUGCGAGCGAACGCUGUCCUCGCUUUUUAGGGAACUGUUCUAACGACUUACGCUUUCAUUGUUAAAUAGAUUUAAGAUACAUUUUUUUUUCGCAAUAAACAAUGGAGUUAUAGUCGACUGUUUAUGAAAUUCUCGUUUUUGUAAAGUGUAUUGUAUAUUUUAUAAGUGGUUAUUGAACAUGAAAUUUGGAGUCUAACAAAGAACACACUAUUUAUUAACAAAUUGUACUGUGAUUAGCUUGGGAUGAAUUGUGAGAUGAGUGCCGCUCGAGGCAAAGCUUAGUACAUAGUUGUUGUAAUAGAAAUAUUGAUAAGAAAUAAUAUUUUUAUAAUGUAUAAAAAAUAAAGUACACAACUGUUAUAACUGCAAAACUUUUUGUAUUCCCAAAAAUAUGUCCGAGAGAAAUUUGUAUCUUUAAUCCAAAUGGUGCUAAUCUAGAAAAUAAUUUGGGAACGGCAAAUUUUUGUAGUAUUGGCACAAGCACCAAUUAUACUUUUAAUACAAUAGGAAUGUCACAAAGUUAUCAGACAAUUAUUGAAUUGGCAGGCAUAAAGCUAUUAAAAUGUGACAGAGAUAAUUUACUUCAUGAUUUGAAAACAUAAAGCCACAAACUUAUUAAAAUUUAAAAACUUUCAAAAACAAGUUUAAAGUAAUAGCAUAAUGUCUUUAUGUUUAUAAUUUUAUGCAUGCAUGCAAAACCAGUUUUAUUUUUUAUUUUGCCUUAAGUUGCCAGUGCUUAAAAAUUAUGUUUAAAAUAUUCCAUUUCACACAAAGUUUAUAUAAACAUGAAAUUGUUUUAUUCACUACAAUAAAUUGAUUUCAGUGACACUUUUACAGUCACAUGACUAUCAAAACAUAAUUUGCAUUGUUUAUCAUUCCCUGGCACACGGAGGUCAAGUAACACAUAGCAGAUAAAUGAGAUUUGUUUCAAAUGUACGCAUAUAAAUUCACCAUUAUUUGAAAAAUAAUUUAGAAUAGACUUACCUCAUACUUAGGCAGAUAACGAGAGGAACCUUUUACAUGCCUCUUCCUUACAAAGAACAGGAGGUCAUCACAGUCAAUAGCUUGCUCCUCUUGGAACAGGAAGUGCCUCACAAACAGAUCUGUCCAGUAUGUUGUUCCUUGUAGCACCACAAAUCCAGAAUCUGUUAACGUUGACGAAUAAAUUUAAAUUUUAUUAACUUGUAUUUUGAUUGCCAAAGUUGUUGCAUGUAUAUAUAGUAAAUACAAUAGCACAAUAUUAAUUGACACAGUGUACUAUGGUUUAUUUUAGACUCUAUUAUGAAAUAAAAAGUGCCUUCAAAUUGAAAACUUGUGUAGUUGUUACUAGAACAACAAAUUUCAUUGUAAAAUCUGCUCUAAAACUACUAUUCUUUUUAAAUUUUUUACUCGUUUCGCUGACAUCUCAGAUCACGAACACAAAGAACAAUGGAGCCUUGCAUAAUUAUGUUUCAAGUGAUAUCAAAACCAAACCAAAUGACGCUCAACUUAUUGUAAGAAGUUGCACUUAUACAAAUAUACAUCUAAAAUCAUUUGCAACCAACAACAUGGUUUUAAUUACGUAUGUGUGUGUUCAGCAGUGAGCUUCUACAGACUGAUAAAGAUAAAAAAUAAUUAAAAUAUGUGUGCGUGAGUGUGUGUGUCACAAUAAGUGGAGCAUAGUUUUGGCAUCACUCGAAAUGUAUAGCGGCACUCUGUCUACCUUUCUUUGUUAUUAUCUUUGUUCCUAUUGAGCUUAAAAUAACUAUAGACAAGGAAAAAUCUAUUGCUGUAAUUCGAUUUUCAUAUUCAUUGUAUACAUUGUUGAUUGUUAACUGAACAGUGUUGAUACAGGUUGCCUGAUCACUGUCAACAGAAUGAUCAUUCAUUGUAAAUAGCUUGACUGGCAAAUUAUUUGUAGCCUAUUGACAGUACAAGGAAAUGCUUUGCAUUGUGUAAAUAAAAAUCAUAUAAAAAGAAGAAAAAUAUUUCAUGACUUGUACAAUCUGUUUCCAAAAAAGUAAUGUUGCUCAAAUGAUUUUGACGCAAAUGUAAAAUAAAUUAAUCUAAGUUGUUUUUUUAUUAAAAAAAAAUCAAAUGUGGAUCAGUGGGUGAACAUAAAAUAUAAAUAACUUUUUACUUUGUACAUUAAGACAUCCUUUCUAUUUAAACGUGUUAUAUCAUGUGUGUAAUUUAUACAACCUAUUCACAUCUUUUUAUGAACUUUUUAUUUUCUUUUUUUAUUAUAAAGGUUUUUUUUUAUCUAAACAAUAAUGUUUUCCACAAAAGUUAACACUAACUUAUUGUUACAAUCAAUAUUGCACGCCAAAUUCCGAUGUAGAGCAGUGCAUUACAUUACAUUAAUUGGUCACAUUUUUAUUACAUGUAUGCAAUUUAUUAUUACAAGGUAUAUACACACAAUAACAUAAAUUUUGAUAAAACUGCAAGUACUUAGUGUUAUAUGUGUCUGUUUUAAUAUUAUUGUUAUUUGUAAUGUUAGCACAUUGUUAACAUUAACCUCGUAUAUUAUAAUAACACACUUGCUAGACAUUGUUAUCAUUGUUUUUUUUUUGUUUAUUUAUGUAAAUAAAGAAUUCUCGUCGCAUAAAAAUGUAAUAUGAAAAUUAACUAUAUUUCUAAUCAUUACAAAAAAAAACAUGUUUGAAAACACAUUCCUUGUAAUGCAGUCUCAAUGAAGAACUGGCGACUGGCCAAAUCGGUUUUCAGAGAAGUUUUGAGAAGAUUGCUUUUUGGAAUUGAAUUUUUAAGGCAGAGUAAAAUAUAUUAAAUGUGAAUAAAUAUCUUGUAUUUAUAACCACUGUUAUAUCAAUAAAAUUUAAUCUCUCAAAAGACCUUAUGGAUCCUUGGACUUCAGAGUAAUACUACUGAAAAUAAAGUAUGUAACUAACUGUUUAUACAAUUACUGUUGUAAAUUAAAAAUUCAAUAAAUGUUUUUAUACUU